Messenger RNA from Syngnathus acus (greater pipefish), 4253 nucleotides. It is a transcript of the gene fam222ba, whose product is annotated as family with sequence similarity 222 member Ba. The transcript is spliced from 6 exons. The record is from RefSeq and is a predicted model, not a curated record. The coding region runs from base 569 to 2338 and encodes 589 amino acids. NCBI's taxonomy places the organism in Eukaryota, Metazoa, Chordata, Actinopteri, Syngnathiformes, Syngnathidae.
GAAGAAAUGUACCCCAAGAUGCUAAACAUGGCAGAAUUAAUUAAGCCAAAGUUAGAAAGUUAGCAACACUGCUCCCACAAUGCCGUUCUCAAAUUAGACAGGACGAACAGAUGUCUCCUCAUCGUCCAAACACGCCGGCUGUUUGUUAGUCCUCGAGGACUCACUCAGGGUGAAGCACACACCUCCAGUGGGGAAGGAUGAUGAAGGAUAUCAGGAUAGACGUCGCCGUGUAACGCGCAUGCGCCGGAAGUUGCCUACCGCAGACAGCAGCAGCAGCAGCAACAGCAGCAGCAGCAGUGAUUCGGCAGUGCAGAGCGUCGGGAGUAAAUCUGUCCGUUUUCAACCAUGGCGACCAACUAAACGAUGCCUUUUGCAGAGGUUGACGGAAAGCAAGUGUUAAAGGUGAUAACAAAAGGCUGACGUCACCGGCCACCCCGCACAUCAACCUCGGAGGAAGAGGAGGAGUGAUGAAAAAGGAGUUUGUGACUGAGGAGCAGGCUUUUUUCACCACAACAUCUAAUGUGUGAGGAGAAGUGCGUGCCCCAUGUUGCAUUAGUGUCUGUGUGAAAUGCUGGCCUGUCUGCCAGGGCCAGGUGACCUCCCCCUCCAGCUUCUCCCCCACACGCAGAUGAACACUGGACUUCAGAAAUGGGACACCACACAAAGGAUGAGAUCCACUCCUUUCCCAACCCCUGCAGAAUUGGAUGCCUAUGCUAAGAAAGUUGCCAACAACCCCCUCACCAUCAAAAUCUUCCCCAACAGCAUCAAGGUCCCGCAGCGGAAUCACGUCCGGCGUACAGUCAACGGGCUGGACACAUCGGGCCAGCGCUACAGUCCUUACCCUUCCUCUCAGGCCAAGACUGGCCUCCUCGCCAUCGUCAAGGUGCCCUCGGUCAAGGGCAUCCUGAAAGAUUUCGCCGGCGGCCGGUCUCGCUUGCACCCUGAAGUCAUCAUGAACCACCUGAGGAGCCCUUACCAAGUGACUUCGACCAGCACUUUAAACCCCCGCCACUCGACUCUGCCCAACCUCCCCCAACCUCAGCAGAGCUUAGCCCUGCAAGCCCAGGACGCACCUCAGACUCUACAGAUGCCACUGGCUCAGCAGCAGAGCCUCAGACACGCUCUCCCCGUGGCCCAGCACUCUCAGGGCCCGCCUAGACUGCAGACUGUCUCCCAGCACCCAGCCCUCGGCCACCCCUCUGCCGUGCUCCUCCAGCAGCAGCAGCAGCAGCAGCAGCACCUCCAGCAGCAGCAGCAGCAGCAGCAGCCGCCGCCCGGCCUGCAGGGGAGCAGAAAGCUGCCAGAUGGCGAUGCACCACCUAACGUGACCGUCUCUACCUCAACCAUUCCACUCCCAAUGGCCACGGGGCUGCACCAGGGCCACCAGCCAGACCUGAGCACCAUCGUGCACCAGAUCAACCAGUUCUGCCAAGCUCGGGCCCAAGGGGCCGGAUCGGCCUCCAUGUGCGAGGGCCAGAUCGCCAACCCCAGCCCCAUCAGUCGCAAUCUCCUUAUCAGCGCUUGCUCCAGGGUGUCCAUGCACAGCAACCCGGCCGCCGCCGCGGGCGGCUUCCACCCGCACAACUGCAUCCUCGGCCCCCAAGAGAAUUCAGCCAUCCCGGCGGGAGCCCACCCUUUACCUAGCGUGACCAUGAACCACUUGCCUUCCAACCACACCGAUCUCAAGCAGCAACAGCACCCUCAGCAGCAUCUGCACCCAAAACCCAAUCAGCAGUUGCAACAAGCCAACACACAACAACAGAAGAUGCGCUCUUGGAAUCCGCAGCAUUUGACCCACGUGCCCCAUAUUCCCAACGGUUGCAAGCAGCCCACCAGGGAUGCCGGCUUCCACUUGACCUACCCCGUGGCGGACAUGUGCGUGGGGCAUCCGUACAUGCUGAAGCCCCCUAUAGAAAGGCCCACCCCCUCUCCGCCCGUCAACCACAACGGCAUGACGGUGGCCCACUACCCAAACGGUCACUACUUCCAGUCCCACAUUUGGAACAGCAACAUCCUCCCCACACCAAACAGUGACAGCUCCGGGUCUCAGGACUUAGCCAUGCCAUUCCACGGGGCGGGCCCGGGGGGCUGCGGCGCACUGGAAUGCGGGCCCCCGGGGGCUCCCCAUUACAGGCUACCGGCGAGCUCCUCCACCUCCUCUGCCCAGACUAAUCUGAUGCAAACCACAGAUUACAUGGGUGGGGACUUCCAGACGCCCUACUUCCGCGAUCAGAAUCUCGGGUUAAUGGGCAAGAUGCACAGGCCCCCUAUGAGCAGGGUGGGGCCGGAGCUCGGGGAUGGUCGAAGCGCUCUCAUCCAGCAUCCAGGGUACAGAUAAGCUAUGGCCUUGUCUCCGCAAGUUAUCAGCCCCCCCCUUUUGUUUAGUCUUAAGAAACCACAUGAUAACUUGACAAAACUGCUAAUCUUAAAGAGGGUAAAUGAAUAUAUUUAAUUCAUGAAGGACAGUAGUUUCUUUCUUUUCUUUGAUAAAUCUUGCAAGUGAUCAAUUUUUUUUUUUUUUCUUUGGGGGUUAGUGAAUGCUUCUACCUGGAACAUUUAGGAAUCAUGUUCACCUUGUCUACUGUGUGUCAUUCCUGCUUUCUGCUCCUCAAUACGUACAUGUGUGUGCCUGGAUCUUGACAGAUCCUGUGUUAUUUCCACUUGACACAUUUGUAAGUCAAUUCCUCACCUAAAAAAAACAUCCAUUGUUGGAUGUGCUGUGAGGAACGUCUGGCGAGGAAAAUACUUUUUCUGUGUGUAAUAAUCUUGUUUGAAACAGCAGCCAGAGACGUGUGCGCGUGCGUGCUGAGCUUUUACUAUUUUCGGAUGUAAUUAUUUAUUUGUUAUAAUAGGACUAUUGAAACUUGACUCCUUGCUGUUGCUUACAAACGCAAUCGGGUUGUUUGUAUAAAGCAAGGACCCAGCAGGCAGCGUUGCCAUGGCGAUGUGCUCCUGUCCUGCUUCAAAUGCUGCAAUGAAUUCAGGUGUUUUAAAAACUUUUGGGGCUGGGCCAGGAAGGCUUCGGUUAUGAAAUUCUUUUCAAACAGAAAGGUCAUAAGCGUUAAAGAUGGCCUGAGUCUAACAAAGACUUUUUUUUUUUUUUUUUACAGCGCUCAACAUAAAUGACAGACAGCAUGGAUUUGUGUUCAAACAUUUGCAAACCACUCCUACCAACAAUAGACGGAUGGAGAAUACGCCAUAGGAGAACGAGCAGAACCCGGUUAUUAUUAAAUCCAAAUAAUAAUAAUUCAACCAAAGGAUGACAAUUCAGGCUUCUUUUCCAAAGGGCGUGUCGCCAUUUAUGCCGAGCGCUGCAUUGGGAAGACGUGCCAUUUUAUCUUUUUACAAAGCUUUUUUUUUUUUCUUCUUCUCCGUAAUCCUUGACAAAUGUAUUACUUGAAUGUGGACGAUACAAUAGUACAAAGUGUUACUAAUGUCACGUGGGGAUCAAACCGAGUGAGUCCCGGGGUGAAACGUGUGCUUGCUACUGAUUGUGAUGUGAAGACCAAAUUGAUCACUUGCAAGAUGACACGGAUGGAAACAAAGCAGACUUUUUACGUUGAAACAGCAAACGCAUUGUUUAUUUUAUUGUACACUGGCUUACCUACUAGACUACUGUAACAUUUAAACUUUAAUGAUUGUGUGAGUGUUGCCGGGUCGUUUGUGUGUGUGUGUGUGUGUGUGUGUGUGCGUCUGUGAUCACGAUAAGACCCAUGUUCUGUUCACCUACCAACCCCUAAAAAGCCUUAAUUGUUUGGUCCUUGGACUUUCCUUGAGCAUGGUUUUAAUGAAAACCCCAAAUAAUGAGAAGGAAGAUGGUGAGAAUACACAGACACAGCGCUUUUUUUUUUUGGGUCGGGGGUAAUUUUUUAUUUUUUUUUUUUCCCCUUUUUAUUUUAAUUAAAUUGUAUUGACUAGACAAAGCAAUUCCUUAGAGAUUUGUUAUGGGAAGCAAGAAAAGGAGCGAUACGAUAAUUAUACCGUAUUUUUUAGCAAUGUGUAGUUACUGAGCUGUAUUUUUUUUUUGGCCAAUUUUCAAAGCUUCGCUUUUGCAAUUGUGACUAUUUAUAAUACUUGAUUUUCUUAUUUAAGUCCCCCCCCCCCCUCCUGUUCUGUUGCUGUGAAAAGGAAGAAGGUCCAUAGCCUAUCUUUUUGUCAUCUUUCAAGACGGAUAAGAAGCAAGAGCGUGAGAGUUGUGCUACUCUUUUUUGUAAUAUUGUAAUAAUAAAAUAAAAUUCUAAUUUAUGCUUUCA